Monomorium pharaonis (pharaoh ant) is the source of this 5909-nucleotide messenger RNA. RefSeq names its product gonadotropin-releasing hormone II receptor (gene AkhR). The record is from RefSeq and is a predicted model, not a curated record. Lineage: Eukaryota; Metazoa; Arthropoda; Insecta; Hymenoptera; Formicidae. Gene Ontology annotation, molecular function: G protein-coupled receptor activity; adipokinetic hormone receptor activity; peptide binding. The coding region runs from base 2038 to 3282 and encodes 414 amino acids. Gene Ontology annotation, biological process: G protein-coupled receptor signaling pathway. The transcript has 9 exons. Gene Ontology annotation, cellular component: membrane.
CCUUAGAUAACUAAAUACAAUAAUUUAAAAUUUAUGUUAUAUCACUAGUACACAUUUACCACACUUACCUGCUCUAUUACUUCGAUUAUUGUAAACUUUUUUUAUCUUAUCAAUUAUUACACUCAAACAAGCAAGUGCAUCGUUUCAAAAAUUUAACAGUACUUUUCUGGACAGCUAAGAUGUAUUAUUGUAAAGUUUCAUUAACAUCUGUUCAUUACUUUUAUGUUUAAUACGACAAUAAAAAUCCUGAAAAAUCCUGAAAUUUCAUCGAUUCCCAUAAAAGCCCAUGUUAAUACAAUAUUUAAUAUCUAAAUAACAAGCUAGUUCAGGUUUCUGAAAUUUUGACAGUCAAUUUAUAUCACUAAUUUGAACUUUUCUACAAUGUUUCAUGAAAAUCUGUUUAUUUUGAUUUAGCAGCGGAACUCCCUUAAGGGAAACAGAAGAAAAAGUUGUACGACCAUAAAUCGUAUUGUCUUCACGUCGUAGUUAUCUCUUUCUACCAUCACUCUUGUUAGGAAUAAAUCGUCACAAACGUCGCGUCAAACGUCGGCAUCGACGUUUUGUCAUAUCACAGUUAUUUACUGUCUGCAAAAAUACCAGCGAAUUAUUCUCACAGAUGUAGAAAUUAUUGACUUUUCUUAAUUUCAGAAACAAAUGGAUUUUUUUUCGUUCUUCUAUGCCUUUUACGACAAACAAAUUCUUAAUUUUUAAAUGUUUCUAAUUUAUAAUUUUGAUAUCUUUUACGCAAUAGGCGUCCUAAAUACGCGGAACUUUAAUGAGGUUUUAUUGCUCGACAAAUUACAUUAUAUCGAUACGUCGAUAUUUGAGUUCAUACAAGGGAGGAUUCUUAAUUGAACUAUAUCAACAACGUCAUUCAAUAGAACCACAUCCCGCGCACGGCGUUUUGCGUCAUAUAAAAUCCGAUAUUAAUUAAUAAACAUACUUUUUCAUAUAGCUGUAAAGUUAUUCAACAUAAUUAGUUAUAUAAUUGUUGUAAAUUAAAACGCACGCUUUCUCCGAUCGGCCGUACCUCUAAUCUCGUAUAAACAAAGCUCCUAGUUCUAAUCUAAUCUAGGCCUUCUUGGACGAAAACAUCUGACUGGCUGUUUGUCUUUUUUCAUGAAAUAAAUUGCGUAAACGAUCGAUUAUUUAAACCGAAAUCGAAGCAGAUCAGUUAUCGUUUUCUCUUACUCCCUCCCUCUGCCCCCUUCUCUCUCUCUUUUUCUACGCAUUCUAUAUUGUAAAAAUAACGAGAAUCCAGAUAAGGGCUCGCGACAAUUAUCGGCAUUCGCCAAGGAAAAUUAUUUUCCCCUGACAUAUUGAAAUCUCUCAUCGAACGUUUCAUACUAUAUAGACUCCAUACAUUCUGCGUCGUAGAAAAUAUGUAUGUUAAAAAUUGAGCAAGAACAAUUUUCUGCAUCAAUUUUAUUCGAAGCUCGCCGACCUCGUUACAAAAUGAUAUUACGCUUGAUAAUAUUUUCCAGCCUCUUUCCUGCGUCUACUGGUGGCCAUAGUAUUAGUGCAUUAAAUUCUACCCAAACAAGCGUAAUAAUAUCACUUUACUCCCGAAAAAAAAUCGCGCGCCACGAUUAAACGAAGUUUAUUACAUCAAAUUAAUUGAAGAAAAACAACUCGUUAAUGAUAUCUUAACGUGUUCCCCCCGAUGCACUUUGCGCCUCGGGGGCGAAGUUUAGUUCCGUGUUUCUACGCAUGUUUAGCAUAUGAUGUGAGGCAGAUUUGGUACUUUGGAACGCGAUCCACAUUGGUUGGUUUUAAUUUAUCAAGAUUUACGCAAUAAUGCGGGUUCGCUUUCUCUAAUCUCCCGUUUCAAAAAAAAUUUUUCUUCUUUUUAAUGCAAAAUAAAACAAGCGCGACCAUAGCCAGUUCUCGAACAGUUCGUCGCAAAUAGUUACAAAAGGUAGCGGUAACUAAUUCGAGCUUCAACACCUACGGACACGCUCGGACCUGCGCUGAAGCUUCAGUAUGUCAGCGAGAAUUUCAGAUAAUUAAUAAAUUGAUCUACAACGACAUCGCGACAUGGGGAACGUGAUACAAUUAGGGGAAACCGAGGACGGGGAGAGCCUCAAGUGCAACGACACAGUACACGCGGACUUGCCGAUCGAGUUGCGCUUCAAUGACAGCCACUUGGUGACGAUAAUCACUUACAGCACCCUGAUGGUGAUAUCGGCUAUUGGAAAUAUUUCCGUGCUGACCAUAAUAAAGAAACGAAAGUCCAGGUCCCGGAUACAGAACCUCGUGAUGCACUUGUCGAUCGCUGACCUUUUCGUGACGUUCCUGAUGAUGCCGUUCGAAAUCGGAUGGGCAAGCACGGUGUCCUGGGAGGCAGGGGACGCGAUGUGUCGCAUAAUGGCUUUCUUCAGGACGUUCGGUCUUUAUCUCUCGUCCUUCGUGAUAGUUUGCAUCAGCAUAGACAGAUAUUACGCCGUGAUGCGACCUCUCCAGAUACUAGAUGUUUAUCGGAGAGGGAAGAUAUUGCUGAUGCUCGCGUGGAUUGGCUCCGUACUUUGUUCCUUGCCGCAGAUGUUGGUGUUCCAUCUCGAGACGCAUCCAAAUUACACUUGUUAUACCCAAUGUAUAACGUUCAACGUCUUCCCAUCGUACGUGCAUGAAAUCUCAUAUAGUUUGUUUGUCAUGCUAAUGAUGUAUUGGUUCCCCUUGAUCGUAAUAUUCUACACUUAUACCAGUAUUUUCAUGGAAAUUUGUCGCAGAUCUGAGGAGAGCGAAGACAGAAUACGUCGUUCCUCGAGCGGUUUCCUAAGCCGAGCGCGAAUACGCACUUUAAAAAUGACGAUAACCAUUAUCGCCGUCUUCAUUAUCUGCUGGAGUCCUUACUACGUGAUGAGCGUCUGGUACUGGAUCGAUCGACCGUCGGCCCUGAAAGUUGACCCACGCAUUCAGAAAGCUCUUUUCUUCUUCGCGUGCACCAAUUCGAGCAUGAAUCCCAUCAUCUACGGUAUCUUCAACAUACGCCAAAGGAACAAAGCGAAGCUUCAGUCCCAUCCUCUUCUGAGGCCCAUCAACACGACCAUGGAACUUCCGGUCGUCGCGUACGUCAGAGAUUCCAUUUUCACCGUUUUCGUAAUAGCCCUGCCGAUCCUCUUUAAUCCUCCGACCACAUAUAACAGGCGUUCAUCGCAUGACCGUAAUGGCGCCGAUGCGUACAGCCACCAUCGAGACCCGGGUCACGCCGCUGUCUCUAUCAGUCAAACUUCUCGAUUGACAAUGAACGCGACGUACGCCGGCUCGAAUAGACACGUCUGAGCCGACGGUGUUUGUGCGCAAAAUACCUUGCGUCCUCUUACGAAAAUAAGUUUCUCAGCGCUUCUAUUGCGAACUGCAUCUUACGGCAUGAUGAUCGCAUACACGCGCGGACGCCGCGAUCUGUCUCUGCGUGAAUGCGAGAACGCGGUUCUAUAUCGCAGUAUCGCGGUGCAAACGCAGAGCUAUUAAAAAGUUCCUCGUCUUACUCUGCCAGAUGCGUGAUGAGAUUAAGCUACAGCGAAACGGAUGCAUCUGUGAUCGAUCAAGCCGCGCCCGAUGGGAAAGAGGAUCCUCGGACGAAGUUACGCGAUGAAGGUGGAAAAAGAAGGGAGAUUUCUCCUGGAUGAACUCUGUAUUCGUUCGUCUCUAGAUGUAUUUAUUUUGACGUUAGAUAAGAAUAUUUAAAUGCCUAAGAAGAUUCUGUAGACUAAGUUAUUUUAUACGUAUUUCUUACGACAUAAGCAAACGCUGCAAAUACAACCGCAAACGCGCUUCGUCGGGUAUGUGUUCUUUUCUUUUUUAAUAUAUAACACUUUCGCGACACAAGGUUGUGCAAACAAGUUAUAUAAGCUAUUUAUAUACCGCUUAUGUUCCGUAUAUUUUUAUAAGGAAGAAAAAUAUGUCGAACAAAAUGUGUGCGUUUGCGUUCUGCGCGAUUCUCUUUCGUUAACUUGAAAGAAUAAACUCGCGUAAUCAAUCUGUAUGUUUCUAUCUGUACAUAUUUUCUAUCUAUCUGUAUAUUAUAUUUUAUAUAAAUAAAUAGUAAAACAGUUGUACAUAUAAUUUCUAAUUUAUGCCAUGCAUAUUGAUUACCAAUGUUUAUUUCAUUAAAUUAUUAAAAUGUAUAUUACCUCCAUCUAUGUAUAUCUUAAAAAAAAUUAUGUCUUCAAAUUUAUCUAGUUAAAUUAUUUGGAAAACUUUUAUUUUUUAAGAAUAAAGUUUUAGAAAAAAAAAAAUACAUUGCCUUUAUAUCAUAAAUUGAUUACUCAACAAUAAUUUAAAAUUAUCUACUUAAAAUGAUACAUACAGUUCCCUCUUUUAUUUGCACAAAUUUAAAGUUAAAUUAUUUUUAUUUUAUUUAACAUAUACUUGCAUUUUGUUAAUCUUUCUUUUAGAUAAUUUUAGAUAAUUUUUAAGUUAUUCACAAUAGCGCUAACUACCAUUCCUACUCGAGUAACGUAAUGUGCUAGACGUAAUGAUGUAUUUCGGUCCAUAACAGGUAAGGAAGUCAUCAUGAGCGUCUUUCCCGGAAUCAGACGCAUCGCUACAACAUUCGCCAGCUCACAGCUUGAAUUGAGUUAAAUCCGCGUGACUCCGUUCCGGGGUCUGGUAUAUAUGUAACGGGCUAGUUACACAUAUCAGACUCAACCCGCACAUAGUAUCCGCAAUGUCGGUCAAUUAGGAUGUAAAAUUGAUCGCGUGGUACGGCGCGGCCACAAAGUCUCGGUCAGCAUCCGACACGGCUAAAACGUAGUUAAUGACGGAGACGAAAUGACGGCAGCGGGCGAAGCGGUCCCUUUCGUUCCGCGCGUUCGUAACGGCGCGUGUAUCGCGUGGACGAAAAAUGCGGCAUGACGUAUCGAAACGGAAAUACAAAACAUUCUCGCGACAUUAAAAUCGAUAAUAGCGAUGAUGUAGUCCGUCCGUAAGUUUACGAGGUCCCACGAUGUUGCGACUAAUUAAUCUACUUGCAAAAUCAGAAGCAUCGACGAAACGUCGUCAAGUAUGAAAUCCGACAAAAGAGAAUUAAAAGAAGUUUUCCAAAAUUUAUAAUGUUGAGGUCACAAACGUCCAAUUUGUAAAAUUGUAUUUAACGUCACGACGUUUCUUACGCACAGAUCACGCUGAUAAGUUCAAUAGGCAGCGUUCGAUUGCUACGUUGAAUUCAACGAUUAAAUUUCGGACAGAAGACGCUAAUUAUUUUUGAAGACACCGUGUAUAUCACCAUGGAGGAAACUAGGCUUUCUGCAACAUGUCUACGGUUUGAAACUGGUGUGGAUGUGUAGGUGGGACCACUUCCCACACACGCGUAACUGGCACACUACAGCGACAUUGUUACAUACCUGUUGCAAGGUCCAUCGCAUCGAAAAGACCUAAACUCCCGCCACAGAAACUCUAUCCGAGAUUGAACUGACUUUUUAUCCGUGAAAAAAAUUAAUACAUUAAUAAGAAACCGGAGUUAUGAAUACAUAAAACUGCUGUUUCCAUAUAGAAUUUCUUUGUUGUCGAUAUUUGUAAGGACUAUAGUAGAGUGCGAUUCAAGGCUUUUUGAUGUCGGAUCGAAUCGAAUUGAAUUAAAUCUAAUCAUUGAAGUAUAACAUUCAACUAACAAUAUAAUUAUAGUUAAAUUGCAUUUUAAUAUAUAAAAAAUAAACUUUUAUCUAAAAAAAUUAAUAUUAAUAAUUGUAUAAUAUAUAAGUUAUUUUAAAUAUGAUUUUAUAAGAUUGUCAAUAUAUGAUUUGUAUUCAAAAUCCUUUAAAUAAUUCGGAUUUAAAUCGUACAGAAUCAAAUUUAAAUCAAAUCGAUCCAGAUAAGAUUCGAUUCGAUUCGUAUUCAAAUAUUUCGCAUAUAUCUAGUCUGUAGGUAUCAUUACGGUGAUGGUGACAGUUUUAUAGAUGCGAGUACUC